This is a messenger RNA of Coccomyxa subellipsoidea C-169, 1607 nucleotides long. Its product is annotated as NAD-dependent epimerase/dehydratase. Gene Ontology annotation, molecular function: methionine adenosyltransferase regulator activity. Lineage: Eukaryota; Viridiplantae; Chlorophyta; Trebouxiophyceae; Coccomyxaceae. The record is from RefSeq and is a predicted model, not a curated record. Bases 76 to 1011 code for a protein of 311 amino acids. Gene Ontology annotation, biological process: S-adenosylmethionine biosynthetic process. Gene Ontology annotation, cellular component: methionine adenosyltransferase complex. The transcript has 9 exons.
AGCGAUCCCACUCCACCACGAUCUCAGGUGCUCUUCUCGUCUUCAGUCAGAUCCCUGCAAAGCAAGGAAGGCAGCAUGGUCUUCCCCAACUGGCAGCAGCAGGAGCCGGUCUUCCUCGUCUUUGGACGCAGCGGCUGGAUUGGCGGCCUUGUUGGAGAGCUUUUGACCUCUCAGGGAACCAAAUUCGAGUAUGCCAAUGCUCGCUUGGAGGACCGCGCAGGAAUUCUGGCAGACAUCGAGCGGGUGAAGCCCACGCACGUCCUCAACGCAGCUGGUCUCACAGGACGGCCCAAUGUGGACUGGUGUGAAGACCACAAGAUUGAGACCAUCAGGGUCAAUGUCUUGGGGAUGCUGAAUCUGGCGGACAUCUGCCUGGAGAAGAAGCUCCACCUCACAACCUACGCCACUGGCUGCAUCUUCCACUACGACAAGGACUUCCCUGAGGGCUCUGGCAAGGGCUUCAAGGAGACUGACACACCCAACUUCACCGGCUCCUACUACUCCUACACAAAGGCAAUGGUGGAGAGCCUGCUGAAGGAGUACCCCAACAUCCUGGUGCUGCGCGUGCGGAUGCCCAUCGUGGGAGACCUCACCUACACCCGCAACUUCAUCAGCAAGAUCAUCCGAUACGACAAGAUCAUCAACAUCCCCAACUCUAUGACUGUGCUGCCCGAGCUGCUGCCCUACUCCAUUGAGAUGGCCAAGCGCGGCCUGACGGGCAUCAUGAACUACACCAACCCGGGCGCUAUCAGCCACAACGAGAUCAUGGAGCUGUACAAGUCGUACGUGGACCCCGAGUUCACCUGGAAGAACUUCAGCGUGGAGGAGCAGGCCGAGGUCAUCAAGGCCCCCCGCUCCAACAACCUGCUGGACACCAAUAGGAUCGAGGGCGAAUUCCCCCAGAUCCUGCCCAUCCGCCAGAGCCUGAUCAAGCACGUCUUCGAGCCUGCUGCAGCCAACAAGGAUCAGGUGUGCGAGGCAGUGCGCGCCAUGCGCGGAGGCCGCGUAUGAAUUGGAAACCGAUUCAAAUCCAGGCGAACCACCUGAUCUGCGCACGGAACAACACCGAACCAGAUGCCACAGCAUUUACUGUCUGGAACAGGACCCAUCCAGGGGUCUGUGCUCUGAACCAGGGCCCCUAGAAUAGAAAGUGUCAGAACUGGAUAGAGAAUUAAAUGUCGGGUGUCAGGGGAUUGGCACUUGAAUAAAGCAUGCCAUGCACCAACGCUGUAUUUAAGAUAGCCACAAGCAACCCAGAUCAGGAACUUCAAUUAGGUGCUUGCUGAAACUUGAUUCUGGAGCAUAAGGCAGGGAAUGCCAAUAAGCGCCAGCAUGGCACCUGGAGCGCAAAACAUUUGAAGUCAGGAAUGAGGGUACCGAAUGAACUGUCUUGCAGUUGGUCAUGAAGUUUUGAGUGUCGCUGCUUUGCUGCUCAAGCUGCUGUGUGCAGUAUGUCUCUUUAUGAUGUCUGUAUGAUCUGUUCUCCAGCACUGCAGCAUGACUUAGCAGGUCUCUUUUUGUCAAGUGGCCAGAUAAGAGCACGAAGUGAGCUCGGCCAGUUGUGUGCUGCAGCAGUUGCUGCCUCUUGAAAGUAAGGUAUGUCUUGC